UGUUUAAACGCUUUUGUCGUCUGCUGACUUGACGUGAAAAGUCCUCAACUUUGUUUCCGAACAAAAAAGAAAACAAAAGAAAACGACCGAGAUCGUGAAAGUGAUAAAACUUACAACAAAGAUCGCCAACCAAAGAACUUGUCAGAGACCGUGGCCGUGAGAGGAGAGAACGUGAAAGGAAGAGAUCACGCAGUUUCUCUCGUAGCCGUGAUCGUACAACAAGAAGACGUAGUUCCAGAUCUCGUUUCAGGUUUUUAGGUUGUUUCAAAAUGAUGAACAACUCAAAAUCAAAACACUCUAAUGACCCUACAAAAUCCAAACCUCGUGGAAAGCAAAAUAAAACUAAGAAGUCAUCCAAAAAGAAAAAUGCUGAUUCGGACAAUAAUAAGGAACAAGAUGAUGCAGUUUCUAGUAGUGCUGGUCAUUACGUGAAUACUUUAGAACAGCCGUUGACUCGGCGUCCAUUAUCGAGUACUUCAAAUGAAGACACAGUUGAAACAGUUUAUGCUGAAUCAAAUCAUGUUCCACUGGUGAUCCCCAAAUGGGAAAAACCAGAUACUCAAAGAAAAUCUUUCCACCUUGCAAGGGAUCCCCGCAUGACCUCAAAUCCCAUUAUGGAACGUGAUGAUGACAUGGAUGAAGAUAUUUCCAAUGAAGCAUUUCCUCCGGAUUUGACAAAUAACGAAUUAGUACACACCGCGGAAGUACUUCAAUCAAUCAUCGACAUCAACGUCGAAAAUGUUAAAAGUGAAAAAGAUGAUAUUGGACUUUGGAGAGAAAAUGAAGAUUGGAAAACUCGGUUUUGGAGUGAAGCAAAUUCAACCACUGAAGAACCUACUGCUGUUCCAGUAGUACGAAUUAAAUCUGAGCCUAUGGAUGAGAACGCUUUUAAUCCAUCUUCCGAACCAAUUGAAGAUGACCGCUGCUCUAUCGACUCUGGUUCUAUUGUUGGUCUCCCAUCUCCCGGACGGGCAUCUCCUACUCCAUCACUUAAAAAUGGUGAAGUAAACCAAACAGCGGGCGGUAUUUCAGAUGAUAAUGAAACACCCAGAAUCUCUCCUGAGCAACGGUUGAUCUCAUCGGAACGUAAAGACGACGCGGAUGUCACUCCGGCGUCUGGCAUCCAAUCAGGAAUGACAGUGCAGCAUUUGCCACCUCAGCAGCCUGCCCAGCCAGUUGCCGCACAGAUUCCAGUAAUAGCCCAACAAAACUUGAUUCCCGUGCAAGCCAGCAGUAGCAGAAACAGUGGAGCUCCUGUGCCGACCUUAAUCCAGCCAUCGACGAGUGUUCUGACGCAAUCGAAUUCGAUGCAUCCGGUCGUGCUGUUGCCUCCAUCGGCUCCAUUGCAGCAACAAUCGCAGCCGACACCGGUAGUACCAAUUCACGGUCCUCCACCAUUGGUUCCAAAUCGCGGACUCAUUCCUCAGCACCCACAUACGCCGAUUAAAUAUUUAAUUAAAGAUUGGGGUAUACCUAGUGAUACACCAGCUGCCCCACCUGCUACAACUACACCUCGUAGCGGUGCAGCAACAUCAUCAGCCAACGACGACUGGGGUUCAGAAGCCGAUGCCUGGGCAUCUGGAACUAGUAGCAAGCCAACAACUCCGAGAGCUGCACCGGCCGCUAGUUCAUCUGGUGGUGGCGGUGAUGAUUGGUCAUCAGCAGCUGAUAACUGGGCCAGUGGAAGCAGCUCCAAGACCACCACGCUUAGUGCCAGCAAAUCGGAUUAUCCAUGGAGUGUCGUAGUUAACAGUGGAGGAUGGUCUUACUGCUCUAGAGGAAGAGGAGGAGGAACCAUGUCCUAUUAUAAUUCUCAGUCUAGCUUUGGCCCCAAUGGAGAGAGUAGCGACAAUCGCUCCCGAAACACUACAGCGCCUGUCAUUAAUGAUGAUUGGAGGCGUUCUGCCACCACAAGCAGCAGUCACUGGACUACAGGCAGUAGAAAAUUCAACGAUGACGCUUGGGGAGCUCCUGCAUCUACUCAAGGAGGCAGUAGAGCAGAUUUAAACGGAAGACGAAUCAAGCUUGUCGAGGAUAAAGAUUCGGGUAGACGCGGAUCUCGCCGUCGUUCUCGCUCUUCAUCGCGUUCCCGUUCUCGCUCCCGUUCUCGUUCCCGCUCAAGUCGUCGCUCACGUCGUCGCUUACGUUCUCGCUCCAGGUGCAGAAGCAAGAGCCGCAGUCGUUCAAAGAGGUCUGGAAGCAAAAGUCGCAGGCGCUCGAAAUCUCGCGGGCAUUCAAAGUCCAAGAGCAAGUCCCGUUUGCGUUCUCCGAGAAAGUCUCGAUUCAAGUCGAGGUCUCGCGACAAGUCUAUGGAUAGGUCAAAGAGCGAGUCACACUCACGUUCGUCAAGAAAAUAUCGCUCCAAGUCCAGGUCUCGUGACAAAUCAGUGGAUAGAGAUCGUUCUGUAUCUCGUGACAAGUCUGUUGUACGCCCUGACUCCGUAAGAAAAUGCUACCGCUGCGGUGUAGUGGGACAUGAGUCAAAAUAUUGUUGGAAUAACGAUAGAAUUGAAUACAGAGGUGCCGCCACCGAAUCGUUGGAUGCUCCUGUCGAUGUUUCGGGACUGGGAAGCACCGCUAAUGGUUCAAAGACCUCUACAUCUCGUUCUGCAGCACCCGCCAGCAGCGAACCUAAUGACUGGAACGCUGCUACCAGCAACUGGGGUUCCGUUACAUCCAAUCGAACUGCAGCGAAAACGACGCCUAUUACAAGACCUGCAUCGAGUAGUGGCGCCUCUAAUGAUGAUUGGGGAGCUCGUGCUGAUGCGUGGGCAUCGGGCGGAAGUUCAGCUCCUCGUGGAAGAACAACACCAAGUGCAAGCCGAGCAGGAACCAGCACGGAUGAUUGGGGUGCACCCAGCAAAACGCCAACCAGUGGUAACGGUGCUGCGGCGGAUGAUUGGAAUUCCGGCUGGAUAUCUACAUCCAAUCCGUGUAUUCACAAGUCCACUUCUGCUCCCAAACCUGGAGGUGGUGAUUACUGGGGAGCCAAAGCUGAUGCUUGGGCAAGCUCUAAGGAAAAGACCACUCCAAGCACUAACAAAGGAGAUGAUUGGGGAGGCUCUACCAGUUCAAGCAGUCCCUGGGCCACUGGCGCAAAUGCUGCUCCCGUUGGAAGAACUUAUUCACGGGGUGGAUCCAGAUCUGGUGCCCCUGCCGUCAGCCAACCAGCUCCAGUCGACGAUUGGGGUAUACCUAGUGAUACACCAGCUGCCCCACCUGCUACAACUACACCUCGUAGCGGUGCAGCAACAUCAUCAACCAACGACGACUGGGGUUCAGAAGCCGAUGUCUGGGCAUCUGGAACUAGUAGCAAGCCAACAACUCCGAGAGCUGCACCUGCCGCUAGUUCAUCUGGUGGUGGCGGUGAUGAUUGGUCAUCAGCAGCUGAUACCUGGGCCAGUGGAAGCAGCUCCAAGACCACAACGCCUAGUGCCAGCAAAUCGGAUGAUCCAUGGAGUGUCGUAGUUAACAGUGAAGGAUCGUCUUACAGCUCUAGAGGAGGAGGCGGAGGAUCGUAUGGCUCUAGAGGAGGCGCUGGCGGCAGAGGAGGAGGAGGAAGACCCUGCUUCAACUGCAAUGAAGAAGGUCACAUGUCUAGAGAAUGCCCCAAGCCUUCUACCAGGGGAGGUGGUAGAGGAGGAGGAAGAGGAGGAAGCACUGCGACGUGUUAUAAUUGCAAUGAAGAUGGACACAUGUCGAGAGAAUGCCCCAAGCCUUCCACCAGGGGUAGAGGAGGAGGAAGAGGAGGAGGUAGCGGUGGUGGAAGGAAUACUUGCUUUAAGUGUAAUGAAGAAGGGCACAUGUCAAGAGAUUGUUCCAAUGGAGGCAGUAGCGGGGGAGGCAGUCGCUCCCGAUCCGGUACCGCGCCUGCCGAUGAUGAUUGGGGAACAUCUUCCGCCACCAGCAGCAGCAUUCCAUGGGCUACGGGUGCUAAUGCAGCUCCUAGAGGUAGAGCAACACCGAGUGCUGGAAAAUCAAAUGAUGAUGUUUGGGGAGCUCCAGCACCUCCUCGAGGAGGCAGUAGAUCAACACCAAGUGCCAGCAAGUCAAAUGACGAUGAUUGGGGAGCGUCUACCACUGCACCUGGAACAACACCGAGAUCUGGUGAUGGUCGAAGAAGCUCCCGCCCAGGUGGUCGCAGUCCACGACAGAUGGAAAUGGAUGACGCCACUCCACUCAACGACGAGUGACUUUCUAAUAAUCAAAACCCGAAAUGUUAUUCAUUUAUUUUCUCCCUUAAGUUUUGUCAUUUUUAACGUCUUCAUUUGUUCACUCACACGGAAAACCUACACGACCAAGUAGGAUGUUUUCUUUAUAGUUUGUUUGCAAUGUCGGAUAUCGACAAUGGAAGAAUUUUCAUGCAAUUUUUUUUUCUGUUUCAUCUUUAUGGGCCAUGUCAACGGCCCCUUUGUGCCAUGUUGUAAUGUAAUCAAGGAAUGAGCAAUAAACCUUUUUUUUUAAAUAAA
Molecule: messenger RNA, 4469 nt
Organism: Daphnia pulex (common water flea)
Lineage: Eukaryota; Metazoa; Arthropoda; Branchiopoda; Diplostraca; Daphniidae
Product: serine/arginine repetitive matrix protein 2-like
Exons: 13
Coding region: 270-4193 (1307 amino acids)
Biological process (GO): positive regulation of cytoplasmic translation
Cellular component (GO): cytoplasm
Molecular function (GO): zinc ion binding; translation regulator activity; single-stranded RNA binding
Source: RefSeq, a predicted model, not a curated record